Molecule: messenger RNA, 921 nt
Organism: Spea bombifrons (plains spadefoot toad)
Lineage: Eukaryota; Metazoa; Chordata; Amphibia; Anura; Pelobatidae
Gene: UBALD1
Product: UBA like domain containing 1
Exons: 4
Coding region: 134-580 (148 amino acids)
Molecular function (GO): protein binding
Source: RefSeq, a predicted model, not a curated record
AUCAUGCCCCGCUCCGCACUCCUCCUGUGCAUUGCAGCUGUGCCGGAGUCAGCGAGUCUGUCGUGUGUUUAUAAAUUUCUGUAUACACGUCUACAUUUGGCUCACGCCGGUCGCAGGAAUCGCUGCCGUCGGGAUGUCGGGGGAUAUGGAGCAGUUGAAGCAGCGGCUGCUGGUGUCGCAGUUCGUUUUGGCGGCCGGCUGCGCCACGGAGCAAGCGGAGCAACUUCUGCGAGCGGCACACUGGCAGUACGAGACGGCUCUCAGCGCCUUCUUCCAGGAGUCCAACCACCCGUACAUCCCACACCACCAAAUGAUGGGCACCCCCGCCAACACCCCAGCAACACCUCCAAACUUCCCCGAUACCCUCGCCAUGUUUUCCCGGCUCAAGGCCUCGGACGGCGGGUACCUCUCUUCGUUGGCCACGUCCCCCCCUGUCCAGCAGGGCGGCACCGUUGGAAGCUUCUCCCCGGACCCUCGGUGGCCGCAGACUGGCACGGGGCGCCCUGGCCCUGGAGCGGCACAGGGUCCACACAGAUCUGGGGCCACGGAGCCCAACCCCGCGGCGGAGGCAGAGAGAUGAGAAAGGGGGCCGGCCGAGGGCACCCUGGGGCAGAUAGACUUCUCUUUGGGGGCAGAUGAAGCUGCAGAGUAUCGCGUUCUGGAGACAGCGCUGGCAGGCGGACUCUCGUUACCUCGCAUGCCUGCAGAGCAUCGCGCCGGCCGGCAGCCUUCUGCAGAGCAUCCUUCCUCCAGCCAUACCUCAUGCUGCAACGUACACUGGUGCAAAGUAGCUCCUGACCUCAUUAUACCCUUGUCCGGUUACCCCGUGGGGGGGGGAGGGGGUCCGGUACUUUGUAUUUCAGGAUUUCCCGAUCUCUCCCACUUUUUUUUUAAUUGUCGGCAAUAAAAACGUAAAACAGG